Molecule: messenger RNA, 1764 nt
Organism: Aspergillus oryzae RIB40
Lineage: Eukaryota; Fungi; Ascomycota; Eurotiomycetes; Eurotiales; Aspergillaceae
Product: catalase
Exons: 7
Coding region: 1-1764 (587 amino acids)
Biological process (GO): response to hydrogen peroxide; hydrogen peroxide catabolic process
Cellular component (GO): peroxisome; cytoplasm; mitochondrion
Molecular function (GO): heme binding; catalase activity
Source: RefSeq, a predicted model, not a curated record
AUGGCAUCACAUCCGUUGCAAGCUUUAGGCGAAGCAGUUGGUGCGGCGGGCGCCGAUCCGCGCAUCAAGCAAUUGAAUUCUCUCUUUCAGGGUGCCAACGAUGGUCCGGCCAGAACUGCUGCCAAAAUAACAGGCGUGCAACAGGGUGGUAAAAGGGAGGAUGAUGGCCCCUACUUCACUAAUAACGAGGGCAUCCCCUUCCCCGACCCGGCUCAUAGCAAGACCGCCGGUGGACUACCAUUGGUAUCGGAUACUUUUUUACUCCAGAAACAGCAGCAUUUCAAUCGCUCUAAGAACUUAGAGCGAAUGGUGCAUCCUUGUGGCAGUGGUGCAUUCGGAUACUUUGAGACUACGCAUGAUGUUUCCAACCUCACUAAGGUAGCCCUAACCAGUGCCAACUUUCUUAGAUCUCCUGGGCUGAAAACUCCGGUCUUCGCCCGCUUUUCCACCGUGACGCUCGGCCGUGAAUUUCCAGAUCUGGCCAGAAACCCUCGCGGUUUUGCUCUCAAGUUCUACACGGGCGAGGGCAAUUAUGACAUCGUGGGCCUGAACUUUCCCGUUUUCUUCUGCCGAGACCCCAUUCAGGGUCCCGAUGUCAUUCGCUCGCAGUCGCGUAAUCCACAGAACUUUCUUCUCGAUCACAACUCACUGUUCGAUCUCCUGGCAAAUACGCCCGAAGGAAACCAUGCCGGUAUGAUGUUCUUCAGUAACCAUGGUACACCAAAGGGCUGGAGAAACAACCAUGGUUAUGGCUGCCAUACGUUCAAAUGGGUCAACAAGGAUGGCAAAUUCGUAUAUAUCAAGUAUCAUUUCCUUGCAGACAACGGCCAGAAACAGUUCAACGCCGAUGAAGCGCAGUAUCACGGCGGUGCCGAUCCGGACUGGUCGAAACGCGACCUUUGGCAGGCCAUCGAGAAGGGCGAAGAGAUUACCUGGACGGCGCAUGUCCAGAUCAUGCAACCCGAGGAAGCCGAUCCAGCGAAGCUCGGUUUCGAUCCGUUCGAUGUGACCAAGGUGUGGCCGAAGAAGCAGUUCCCGCUUCAUGAGUUUGGCAAACUAAGGCUCAACAAAAAUCCCGAGAACUUUCACCGAGACGUUGAACAAGCUGCCUUCUCACCGGGCAGCAUGGUCCCCGGCAUCGAAGACAGUCCCGAUCCCCUACUCCAAUUCCGUAUGUUCUUCUACCGCGACGCACAAUACCAUCGGAUUGGGAUCAACCUCCACCAAGUACCGGUCAAUUGUCCAUUCAUGGCCUCAUCAUAUUCGUCCCUGAACUUCGAUGGACAAAUGCGCGUCGACGGAAACCAUGGAAUGAACCCGCAGUACGUCCCAAACAGCUUCGUGAACAAGUUCCGACCAGACGUGGCCGAGGCUCCCUACCAGCUCUCGGACAAUAAUGUCGGUCGCAAGUCCCAUUUCUACCAUGAAGGCAAAGCAUCAGAAUACGACCAGCCACGGGCCCUGUAUCGGGAGGUCAUGGAUGAGCGGGCCCGCAGGCAGCUGCACGAUAAUACAGCCCGUCUACUGCGGUUGGUGGAGUUCCCUGUGAUUCAGGUUAAGUAUCUGGCACAGCUCUUCCGUAUCGCACCAGAGUAUGCGAAGGGAGUAUACGAUCUGCUCCCGGAAAAGUCGUUCCCGUUUAGCGAUGUUGAGAAGCAAGCUGAUGGUGCAGAGACGGCGAUGAAAGAGCCCAAGUUUCGACCCAGCGCGCCGACGGAUAAAUUGGUCGGCAUGUGUCCUAUGAAACCUGUCUACAAUGUUUAA